Molecule: messenger RNA, 2474 nt
Organism: Effrenium voratum
Lineage: Eukaryota; Dinophyceae; Suessiales; Symbiodiniaceae
Source: the annotation of a GenBank genome assembly
AGGAUCCGAGGACUGCGCCAUUCACGGCGCAUCCAAGUGCGCCGAUCGCCAUCUUUUUCUGAUCGCACACAUCUCCCCAUGGAAGCAUCCAUUGUCGUGGACUCCGACGAUGAAGCUGAGCGGUGUGCGGAGGCUGAGGCGCGGGCCGCUGCUGCGGCGCAUGCGCUGGCCGCGGAGCCGCCGCAAGAGUGCUUCUGCUGCCGGCUGGCGCUGCCCCCGAGCCGGGGCUUGCUGACACCACAGCCGGUGGGGGAGGUGCAGAUCUGGCGGCAGGACCAGGCCUUGAUUUUCAGCCCCGAGGACGCGGAGGAGGAUGAUGACCUUGUCAUCCCGGUGGCAGGCAUCAGCUCUGUGGAUGUGAAGGCCGAUGGUCCCAUGAUCAUCCUCACGCUCUCACCGCCUCUGGCUGCCAAUGGCUUCGCGGUGGACUAUAUGGCGGAGGGCCAUCGGAUCGCCACGGUGACGCUGUCACCGCUCACUGAGGAGUUGCGGUCCGCGCUGGCGACGCUCAUGGCGUGGCUGCAGCACCUCACCCUGCAUGGGCCGAAAGCGUUGGGCCUGGUUCCCCGGCCAUUGCAAGAGCCUGUGGCUCUCCGCCUUCACGGGACAGUUCUGGAAGAAAGAGAUUUGGAUCUACUGGAGGACGAGCAGUGGUUCAACGACACCAUCAUGGACUUCUUCAUGCGCUUGGCUUUGGAGGUGGCCGCGCCGCAGCAGCUGCAGGACGAGCUCUACGUCGCGAAGACCCAGUUCUUCACCCGCCUCACGGCCUGCGGCGCCUCCAGUGGCGAGAAGGGCUGGGAGAAUGUGAAGACUUGGACAAGGACCGUCAACGGCGGCGUGGCCUCGCAGCGGGUCCUCGUUUACCCCGUGAACGAGGCCAAUCUUCAUUGGUGCGUGUUUUUCGUUUGUCACCCCCACGGCGCCAUCCAACAGACGGAGGCCGACGAGGACGUGCCGCGCAUCGUGUGCCUCGACUCGGCCUGGGAGCCGGUGCCAAAGGACGACCACAUCAAGCUGCUGAAGGGCUACCUGCGGCGGGAGCUUUUUAACAACCCCCUGGGCGGCAAUGGCGCCGCAGUGCUGGGCGCGGAUGGCUCCGUCGCGGCGGCAUCUGUGGCGAGAUGGAAAGCGGCGGUGAUGGGCUUGGAGAAGAUGCAGGCCAUCGAUGGGGACGUUCCAAAGCAACAGAACGUCUACGACUGUGGUCUCUAUGUCUUGGAGUUCCUCCUGUACUUGCUACGCCAGCCUGGCCAGUUUUCGAGGCUCGGCCUGGAGUCGCACCAGGAGUGGUUCGACCAGUCUGUCAUCACCCACCGCCGAACGCAAAUGCGGGAGCUGGUCUCGCGCUUGCUGAGUGAAGGGAAGCGUUCCGGCCAAAUGGACGUCUCCCUGCUCUUGCGCGACGAAAGCCUUCGCAACGCAGUGCGGGAGGCGCUGACCAGCGAGCCGCCCGAGCCCGAGAACCCGGAGCCGGAGAACCCGGAGCCGGAGAACCCGGAGGAGAAUGUGCCCUGGCGCCCUCCUGCCGAGCCCGCGCACUGGAGCGCCAUGAGCGCCAUGAGCGCGGCGGGCGGCGCCGAGGGCGUGUGGGGCGCAUGGGGCUGGAGCUACGAGUGGGAGCACGUGGCGAAACGUGCAAGGCUGGCUGAUUGGCAUGCGCCCUGAGCGCUCUCGCUCUCGUUUGUGUUGAGUCCCGCGCCUUUCGUGUCGAAAAACGGGGCCCGUUUUGCGGAGGUCAGGCGAGGAGCCGGGACGCAACUUGCAGUGUGAGUGUGAGCGGAGGGAGAGGGAGUCAGAGGGAUGCGGGUUGGCAGGGUUGCAGGGUCAGUGCGCGUUUCUCAUAAAAGCAACUGCAGACUCAGAGGCCAUUCAGCAGUUUUUACAUGCCUUCGGCGCGAGCCUGUGCCGUAGCCUUGCUUUUCCAAUGGGCGUCAGCCUUGCGUUCGACGCCUUCGAGAGGUUUCCCCCACGUGGCCAUUCGGCGUUGGACGAGAUCGCGGCCGAAGUUCCUGGCAGUUCGGCCAUGUGGAGAGCCCAGGUGGGAACGAGUUUUCAGCAGCCCGGCCGCUGGCCGGGGCGGAUUGCGGGGUGAUGGUCUUGGAACACGUGUGAGCCAACUUCCGCGACACGUGCAUUUGUUUGUGAGCUCCUUUGUCCACUCAGUGGAGCUCAGACAAAUGCAGCAAUCAACAUAUACAGGCUUCAAAUCAAAACAGGUCAGCAACCUGGUUGCAGCAACCCAACAAAACAAGAGUAUCCCUUUCGUUCAUGCGGCAUGUACAUUUGCUCCUCGCAUGGUUUCCUUCGAGCUCGGGGUUAGAUGGGUAGUCUAUGGUAGACUCUGAACCGCCUGCAUCGCCUGCCCACAAAAGAAGCCCUCGGCAGGUCAAUGUGCGAUAUUUGGGGAGGUGUCACUAGGGACUCUUCUCAGCCCGUUAUUUUUCACUGUUUCUAGGGGGUCUUCAACGCCA